Scylla paramamosain (green mud crab) is the source of this 2052-nucleotide messenger RNA. RefSeq names its product proteoglycan 4-like. The record is from RefSeq and is a predicted model, not a curated record. Lineage: Eukaryota; Metazoa; Arthropoda; Malacostraca; Decapoda; Portunidae. Bases 1 to 2052 code for a protein of 683 amino acids. The transcript has a single exon.
AUGCUAGUGAAGAUGCUGCUGUGUGUGGUCAAAGCUACGAGCACUGAUGGAGAAAACAAUGUGGCCACUACCUCCACCACCACCACAAUAACCGUGACAACAGGAGCUACCACACACGCUAAGAUCCUUGCUGCUAACAGUGACAGCAGCAUCGACUCUGCAGGCAGUACACAACAAGAACCCACUCAAGGUAUUACCGAUAAGGAAGUCCAGGCCACCAUAGUCACUAGCCAAGAGGACCUACAACCCACAACAGUAAGCCGAGAGGAGCCAGAAUUCAAUAAAGCUACGAGCCAAGAGGAACCCAUCACAGAGACUAGCCAAGAGGAACCCAUCACGGAGACUAGCCAAGAGGAACCCAUCACAGAGACUAGCCAAGAGGAACCCAUCAUGGAGACUAGCCAAGAGGAACCCAUCACAGAGACUAGCCAAGAGGAACCCAUCAUGGAGACUAGCCAAGAGGAACCCAUCAUGGAGACUAGCCAAGAGGAACCCAUCACAGAGACUAGCCAAGAGGAACCCAUCACAGAGACUAGCCAAGAGGAACCCAUCACAGAGACUAGCCAAGAGGAACCCAUCACAGAGACUCGCCAAGAGGAACCCAUCACAGAGACUCGCCAAGAGGAACCCAUCACAGAGACUAGCCAAGAGGAACCAGAACCACCACCACCUACUAGCCAAGAGGAACUCAUCAUGGAGACUAGCCAAGAGGAACCACACACACCUACUAGCCAAGAGGAAGCAGAACCAACACCACCUACUAGCCAAGAGGAAGCAGAACCACCCACACCUACUAGCCAAGAGGAACCAGAACCACCACCACCUACUAGCCAAGAGGAACCAGAACCAACACCACCUACUAGCCAAGAGGAACCAGAACCAACACCACCUACUAGCCAAGAGGAACCAGAACCACCACCACCUACUAGCCAAGAGGAACCAGAACCACCACCACCUACUAGCCAAGAGGAACCAGAACUACCACCACCUACUAGCCAAGAGGAUCCAGAACCACCACCACCUACUAGCCAAGAGGAAGCAGAACCACCACCACCUACUAGCCAAGAGGAACCAGAACCACCACCACCUACUAGCCAAGAGGAAGCAGAACCACCACCACCUACUAGCCAAGAGGAACCAGAACCAACACCACCUACUAGCCAAGAGGAAGCAGAACCACCACCACCUACUAGCCAAGAGGAACCAGAACCAACACCACCUACUAGCCAAGAGGAACCAGAACCACCACCACCUACUAGCCAAGAGGAACCAGAACCACACACACCUACUAGCCAAGAGGAAGCAGAACCAACACCACCUACUAGCCAAGAGGAAGCAGAACCACCCACACCUACUAGCCAAGAGGAACCAGAACCACCACCACCUACUAGCCCAAGAGGGAACCAGAACCAACACCACCUACUAGCCAAGAGGAACCAGAACCACCCACACCUAGCCAAGAGGAAGCAGAACCACCACCACCUACUAGCCAAGAGGAACCAGAACCACCACCACCUACUAGCCAAGAGGAACCAGAACUACCACCACCUACUAGCCAAGAGGAACCAGAACCACCACCACCUACUAGCCAAGAGGAAGCAGAACCACCACCACCUACUAGCCAAGAGGAACCAGAACCACCACCACCUACUAGCCAAGAGGAAGCAGAACCACCACCACCUACUAGCCAAGAGGAAGCAGAACCACCACCACCUACUAGCCAAGAGGAACCAGAACCAACACCACCUACUAGCCAAGAGGAACCAGAACCAACACCACCUACUAGCCAAGAGGAACCAGAACCACCACCACCUACUAGCCAAGAGGAACCAGAACCAACACCACCUACUAGCCAAGAGGAAGCAGAAACCACCACCACCUACUAGCCAAGAGGAACCAGAACCACCCACACCUACUAGCCAAGAGGAAGCAGAACCAACACCACCUACUAGCCAAGAGGAACCAGAACCACCACCACCUACUAGCCAAGAGGAACCAGAACCAACACCACCUACUAGCCAAGAGGGAAGCAGAACCAACACCACCUACUAG